AUGCAUAAAGAGAAAAAGGCAUUUACUCAGAAUUGCAAAACGGAACUUCUUGGAAAAUACCAGGCACCAGGCAAAACACAAAGAAAAGCGGUUCUCCAGCGCAAGGAGGACAGUGCUGAUUUGAAGUGCCAGCUCCAGUUUGCCAAAGAGGAGGCAGCGCUGAUGCGUAAGAAGAUGGCCAAACUGGGGAGGGAGAAGGAUGAACUGGAGCAGGAGCUCCAGAAGUACAAGUCCAUCUAUGGAGACGUGGACAGUCCCCUCCCUACGGGGGAGGCAGGGGGCCCACCCAGCACCAGGGAGGCCGAGCUGAAGCUUCGUUUGAAGCUGGUGGAGGAGGAAGCCAACAUACUGGGCAGAAAAAUAGUGGAACUGGAGGUGGAGAACAGGGGGAUUAAAGCUGAGAUGGAGGAUAUGAGGUGCCAGUACGAAAAAGAGUGUCUCAGCAGGGACCACAUUUCAAGCAUUCCUACCUCGCCCUAUGGUGGUGACUCUGUGGAGUCAGCCACGGAGCUGCGCCGGCACCUGCAGUUUGUGGAAGAGGAAGCCGAACUGCUGAGGCGAUCGAUCUCUGAAAUCGAGGAUCACAACAAGCAGCUAACGAACGAGCUGAACAAAUUCAAGUUUGAGCCAGGCCAGGAGCCGGGCUGGUUGGAUGACGCAGCGUCCAAGUGCGGCGGCACCUUGCAAGAGGAGCUGAAGUCAGCCAGGUUGCAAAUCAAUGAGCUGAGUGGGAAAGUGAUGAAGCUCCAGUAUGAGAACAGGGUCCUGAUGUCCAAUGUCCAGCGUUACGAUCUUGCCUCUCAUCUGGGACUGCGCACUUCCAGCCCUAGGGACAGUGAUGCUGACAGUGAUGCUGGGAAGAAGGAAAGUGACAGCGAAGAAGGUCGCCCACCCCAGCCAAAGAGAGAGGGGCCCAUUGGGGGUGAGAGCGACUCUGAAGAAGUCUAUGAGAAGACGUCAGGUUUUGGGAGUGGGAAGCCGUCAGAAGUCAGUGACCUGUGCUCUACCGAGCUCAUGAGAGUGAAAGAGGACACGGAGUCUUUAAUCAACAUCAAACGUGAGGCUGAGCGGCUCGAGAGGACCGUGGACCGCCUUAUCACUGAUACAGACAGCUUGAUUUAUGAUGCAAAGGUACACGUAACCAGCAGCCCAUCACCCGAGCAGGAUUUCAAAAGUGGUGAGGAAAGGGGAGAAGAUAAGCACGAACCAGAGCUUCUGGACACCAUCAACUCCAGGAUGAAAGCUUUCAGGAAGGAGCUGCAGACCUUCCUGGAGAAGGUUGAUCACAUUGGGGAGGGCCUUAAGGAGCAGAUGGAGGACCUCUCCCCUCUUCCCCAUCUUACAGAGUCUUCCAGUUUCCUAUCCACAAUGACAUCCAUGUCUCGAGACUCUCCCAUUGGUAACCUGGGGAAGGAGUUAAUCACCGACUUCCAGUCCAAACUGAGGGAUCAGAUGGAGUGGCAGCUCAAACAAGAUCGUGGAGAGAAGCAAGAGAUUCACCACCAGCGAGCCACCACCGACCCACACCGCAGAGCUGAUGGAGACAUUAAACUCUACAGGCCAGGAGACAAGGGCUGUUUCAGUCUAGAGAAUGUAUCGAUACAGGAGCUUCAGGCUCAGCUUGAGCAGGAGACGAGACUUCACCAAGAGGAGCAAGAAAAGUUUACAGAAAGGAUUAUCCAGCUGGAGGAGGAGCAUAUGCAGACCCUGCGGAGGAAAGACUUGGAAGUGCAGAGCUUGACUUUGCAGAACAAACUGGAAGAGAAAACCUGGAGCCAGGAGAAAAAUCUGCUGCAGCAAGAACUCAGGCAUUUCAAGCAGGACACCUUUCUCCUGUAUGUCAAACUGAAGUGGCUGCUGAAACAUUGGCGGCAAGGCAAGCGAAUGGAGGAGGAAGGAGAGGAUAUAUUGGAGAUCGAGCACCCUGAGGCCCUCCCAGACUUUGGCGUUCAGUCUGAGCAGAAGGCGGAUGAUGCAGAGCGAGAGGAGGAGGAAGAGGAUGUGGUGUUUGCACUGUCAGAUUUCUCCCAGCGUCCCAACAUGGAUAGCACUGAUCAUGGACCACAGUUGCAGACUGCAGAAUUACUGCAGCAACAGAAGCAGGCAAGUGAAAAUCGGAAGCUCCUGAAUGCUCUGAAGGGUUUGUUGGAUGACUUCCGCUCGGAGCUGCAGGAUGAGGAGCGCGAGCGCCAGGGCCUCCAGCAACAGUACGCCCUGCACAAGGCAUCCUGGGAGGUGGAGAUGGCCAAACUGAAGUGUCACCUUGAACAGCUGGAAGGGAAGAGUGAGAACACCUCAGGAGAAGCAGGCCUCACUUCCGAUGCAAAGGGAGCUUUUAAAAGAAAGAAGCUUCUGGCUGAGAGUCAUGGUGUGGUGAUGGACCUCCGCUGGCAAAUCCAGCACAGUGAGAAGAACUGGAACCGGGAAAAGGUGGAGCUCCUGGACAGGCUUGAUAGAGACCGACGAGAAUGGGAACGUCAAAAGAAGGAGCUGCUGAGGCGGAUAGAGCAGCUUCAGAAAGAAGUGAGCCCACGAAGAGGAGGUGGUUUUCUGUGUGACCAGAAGGAGAGUAACCUUCGUUCAUUUACGGCCCAGGGGAACCUUCACGUGUCUCGUCCGAUGGGGUCAAGAUCCUACUCUGAUUCAGAUGCCAUUCAGUUUGACGAUCGGUCACUGUCCAAGCUGAAGGAGAGCGACCGAUGCAGUGCCACAGAAAACCUCUUUCUGGAAUCACUGUCUCUUGAUUCCCCUGACGAGUCUGAUGAGCACCGGUCUCAGCAGCAUGAGCGGGAGAAAUUCCUGACCGGAUUAACGGAAGAGGAAGAAACACACAAAGGAAAUCUUCAAAGGGCAAUGUCUGUUUCUUCCAUGUCAGAAUUUCAGCGCUUGAUGGAUAUUUCUCCGUUUCUACCAGAAAAAAACUUGCCUUUAUCCAGCAGCAAAGAUGACAUAACCCCUCCCCUGUCUCCUGAUGAUCUGAAAUACAUCGAGGAGUUCAACAAAAAUUGGGAUUACAGUAACACUAGGAACCAUGAUGGGGCCACUGAGAAGCCUGCAGAAGGCUGGGCGGAAAGGACAGAAAUUGGGAAAGCUGGGAAUGAACCUGCUUCAGAUCCCUUCCAGGCAUCAUCAUGGUACCUCACCACCAGUGUCACUAUGACGACUAACACCAUGACCAGUCCAGAGCACUGCCAAAAGCAGCCAAUGAGGAGUCACGGUGUAAGCGAAAAAAUGGGAGUGCGGGUCUUUCACAGCCCACCGGUUGUUCGCAGGUUUGAUAACUCGGUGAUAGCUGGCAGCGAAGGGAAAAACCAGGUUGAGCCAGACUUCCUGUUUUCUGUGACCAAAGCUAUGGGGAAUGUCGCUGAGCCAAAAGGUGCUUCCUCAGAUAUGUUUGGAAGGUGGUCUUGUGACCUGGCCAAACAUCAUAAGGAUUUUCUGGAGAGUGGUCUUCAUCCCAUUGAACGUCCUAUUUGCACUACUGUGGGCUUUGCCUCACCCUUGCACAGCUUGGAGAUGUCCAAAAACAUGAGUGACGACAUGAAGGAGGUCGCUUUCUCUGUCCGAAACGCAAUACGCUCUAAUUCAACGGAGCCUCAGUUUAAGGACACCGCGUGUCAAACCAACGGUAUGAGGACGACAGGGACGCAGACCACCCAGACGAUCAGCGUUGGCUUGCAGACGGAGACCCUGCGCAGUAUCACCAGCAGUCCACACAAGUGUCUGACACCAAAGGGGGGGUCCACGCCUGUCUCUUCACCAUCCAGAAGCCUAAGAAGCAGGCAAGUGACCCCCGUCAUUGAAAAGGUCCAGGCUAAGUUUGAACGCACAUGCUGCUCCCCCAAAUACGGCUCUCCAAAGUUGCAAAGAAAAAUCCUUCCCAAAUCAGACCAGCCAAAUAACCGGACUUUGCCUGGCACACCUCAGAAAGGAUUCAGCGAGUCUGCUUGGGCUAGAUCAACUACGACAAGGGAGAGUCCUGUCCACACCACCAUCAAUGACGGCCUCUCCAGUUUGUUCAACAUUAUUGACCACAGCCCCAUCUUUCAUGAGACCUUCCAAAAAUGCCCCAAAUCUAGCAGCCGGUCCCGGUCAGCAGAACCCAGACCAGAACUGGGCCCAUUGCAGGAGCCAUGUACAAAUGCCCGUGGCAGAUCACCCAGUCCUCUCCGGUUGGGGACAGAGCCGCAAAAGGAAGAAGGGACAGAGGUGACAAGUAUCAGGCAGGACUUAUCUGCCCCUCCAGGUUACACACUUACAGAAAAUGCUGCCAGGAUCUUGAAUAAGAAACUUUUGGAGCAUGCCUUAAAGGAAGAGAGAAGGCUACCUUCACACAGCCCACCAAAUCUUAGCAAUGACAACAGCACAGGAGAAAUUGUCAAAGUAGAUCCAGGGUCCAUAGAGGAACUACCUUGUUCUGCACUAGCCCCGUCCCUCCAACCCUGCUUCUCCCGGCCAGAGAGACCAGCAAACCGGCGCCCACCGUCGCGAUGGGCUUCACACUCCCCUACUGCCUCACAGUCGCAGUCCACCGGAGACCUGACUUCCUCGGAGGAGAGCGGAAGCAAGGAGCCGCCGGCAGAGACCCCCGGCCAGGGAGGCGAGCCGGCCUAAUGCCACACGGGAACGGGGCGGGGAGGAGGCUGCCACUCGCCUCCGCCAGGUCACCCGCCAGCCGUCUCUGCCGCGAAGGAGAGAGGUCCUCUUGGAGAGGUCAAGGAAUGUUCACAGCUGCUGAAUGUCCGACCCGGGAAACAGAGGUGUUUCUAGAAUGAAACAGUUAAUGUGCCUGUAAUAACUUAAUUUUUUUCAUAGCUGAGAAAACUAUUUUUGUCUCCAUCUUUUUUACAAACAGUAUAUUAACAGAAAAAAAAAAACCAAACAAAAAAAGGGUAAAAAUGAUAUACAGUAAGAUUUAAAAUAAAAUGUAAAUUAAGUUUUAAGGGAAUUUGAAUAUGUGCUCGCGCUCUCUCCAAAUACUGACUGCCUUUUGGUUAUAUUUGCACUGUUACGUUUUCGAUUUUGGUUUUGGGAUUUCUGUUGGUUUGUUGGGUUUUUUUUUUUUACUAUUUUUAUUUUAUUUUGUGUAAACCUAGGGUCUUAAGUUAAUUUUAUUCUAUUUUAAUGUCAGUGUUAUCGUUUUUUAAAAGUAAGGUUCUUAAAGAUGCUUCAACUGUCUGAAGCGAUACCUUUUAAGUAGUGAAGAAAGCCAUUAAGCUAGUUCACUAGACUUGUAUGGUUUCAGAUGGAGGGGAAUACAGGUAAACACAAGAAAAAGUGUAAGAAAAAGAAUGCCUCAGAAAGCCUUCUGGAGUUAGCUGUAAAAUACACCUACGAUACUUGACUUGCAUGCCUCGGGGUCCUCGCACUUUAGUGCAUGUACAUACUGCUACUGUACUUCUGCCAUCACAUAAAUGUGAGUCGAUCUGUUUCACUGUAGCAUUGUUGUGAAUUUACCUGUACUGUACUUUUCUUGUUGGUAUUCUUGCAUUGACUAUACAAAAAGAGUUUUUAAAUUAUUGUUAGCAGUUCAACUGGCUAUGUACAGCGUUUACUGAGAACUCCCUUCAUUUUGGGAAAACCGUGGAGCUCUCUGGGCAUACUAAACUGUAACUGGUCUUGUCUAAGAGUCUGUUGGAGACCAUGUGAAGUGGAAAUAAAACCCUCAGUAUUUACAA
Messenger RNA from Eurypyga helias (sunbittern), 5678 nucleotides. RefSeq names its product microtubule crosslinking factor 1 (gene MTCL1). Gene Ontology annotation, molecular function: microtubule binding. NCBI's taxonomy places the organism in Eukaryota, Metazoa, Chordata, Aves, Eurypygiformes, Eurypygidae. Gene Ontology annotation, cellular component: midbody; apicolateral plasma membrane; spindle pole. Gene Ontology annotation, biological process: regulation of autophagy; establishment or maintenance of epithelial cell apical/basal polarity; microtubule bundle formation. The record is from RefSeq and is a predicted model, not a curated record.